Molecule: messenger RNA, 557 nt
Organism: Dioscorea cayenensis subsp. rotundata (Guinea yam)
Lineage: Eukaryota; Viridiplantae; Streptophyta; Magnoliopsida; Dioscoreales; Dioscoreaceae
Product: protein NRT1/ PTR FAMILY 2.7-like
Exons: 4
Coding region: 21-557 (178 amino acids)
Cellular component (GO): plasma membrane
Source: RefSeq, a predicted model, not a curated record
GGUGUGUACUAACGUAAACAAUGGCUGGCCAGGAACAAGAUGUUCAAACUCAACCACAUGCUGCUCAUGAUCAUGAAUCACGCACACCUGCAAAACGAGGUUGGAUCACAAUUCCCUUCAUCCUGGGGAAUGCAUUUGGUUUGGCUUUGGCCUUGAGUGGAGUCGUGGGGAACUUCAUUGUAUAUCUCAUAAAAUACUACAAUUUCAAGAAAAUGGACGCUGCUCUGCUAGCCAACAUCAUGCACGGCACCUCAAGCUUUUUACCCCUCCUCGGCGCUGUCCUCUCCGACUCUUUCUUUGGCUGCUUCGUCAUUGUCACAUUCUCCACUGUGGCUUCUCUAUGUUGCAUAAUCAUUCUCACAAUCACAGCCGGAAUCAAAGCGUUAAGACCACCAAACACAUACACUCAGGCGACCAGCGGCCAACUAGCAGUCUUAUACACCGGCAUAGUCUUGUACACAAUUGGGGCCGGUGGUACAAGGUUCAGCAUGAUGAAAAUGGGAGCUGAUCAGUUAAGCAAUGUGGGUGACCAAGAUGUGUGCUAUAAUUGGAAUUAA